Molecule: messenger RNA, 7107 nt
Organism: Oppiella nova
Lineage: Eukaryota; Metazoa; Arthropoda; Arachnida; Sarcoptiformes; Oppiidae
Source: the annotation of a GenBank genome assembly
AUGAUGUCCACAAAGACACCCAAAAUUGACAUCAAGUCAAAGGGAGCCGUGAAAUGCAAAUCCAAUUCACAACUAAAACCCAAACAAUUUCCGCGACUUCUCAAAGAUAUCGAGAAAUUUGAUAAACGGUUGCCUCCGGAGAGGACAGUGUCUGUAAGUGGUGUCAAAAGUGACCAUCAAUUGGAUGUGAUGUCCCAUUAUAUGGACAAUGAGGUGACGGCUAGUGAACUGAUCCAAGAGCCCGAACCACACGAGUUGGCCGUUGGUUACGAGUGGUGUGAAUCGGAUCUGAAUGUCUUGGCUCCAGAAGUGGAGCACACGAACCAAUUGAUUGAAACCAGUGAUGAUGUGAUAGUGAACUCGACUGAUGACAACAAAAGUGUGGCUAAAGUGAAGAAACAGACAAAAAGCAGCAAAAGACAGGAAGAGAUGAGACAACAGUUGAAAGAACUGGAGAACAAAUCGAAGACAUUGAGCCUAAGAACUGCUCUGAAGAGUUACAUCCAUUCGUGUAUUUAUGCGGAUAUGGUAUCGAAAGCACAUUCAGUGCUAUUGUAUUACCGAAACAAACACAUGAAAGCCGUGAAAGUGAACCGAAAGUACGAAGACAUGAAUGCGCUGAACGUCGGCGUCUAUAAUGUGUUACUCAAGGGUUGGGCACAAAGAGGCAAAACCGCGCGAAUCAAAGAGUUGUUAAAUUUGAUGAAAUCGGCAAAUGUUAGGCCAAACAUCGAGUCAUUUGCUUAUUAUUUCCUCUCAAUGGGACGACAGGCCAUCCCUCCCACGGCUCUUGACGUGAUGUCCGCCUUCGACGACAUGACUCUAAAUGACUUAAACGCUGCGAAAGUCUUUGAUAAGUGUUUUGUGAGUAAAGAGGAGAAGAAUAUUAUAUUAAAACUAUUGAGUAAAUCGAUUCCACAACUGAAGCCAAAUGCAGUGACUUUUGCCGCAGAAUAUUCGUGUGAUUUAAUGAAAUCAAUCGACAAAUUAGAGCAAAAGACUUAUAAUCCGUGCGAAGACAUGGAUUUGAGUGGUUUAGAGACUGCAGUGGAACAACAGUUUGGGUUAGAAAUCAACGGAAAUAUUGUUAUCAAAUCAAUAGUUUCGGACGAUUUGAGUGAUACGAGCGAUAAAAAGAAGAAAUAUCUGAAGAAUCAGCCAAACAUCGAGUCAUUUGCUUAUUAUUUCCUCUCAAUGGGACGACAGGCCAUCCCUCCCACGGCUCUUGACGUGAUGUCCGCCUUCGACGACAUGACUCUAAAUGACUUAAACGCUGAGAAAGUCUUUGAUAAGUGUUUUGUUAGUAAAGAGGAGAAGAAUAUUAUAUUAAAACUAUUGAGUAAAUCGAUUCCACAACUGAAGCCAAAUGCGGUGACUUUUGCCGCAGAAUAUUCGUGUGAUUUAAUGAAAUCAAUCGACAAAUUAGAGCAAAAGACUUAUAAUCCGUGCGAAGACAUGGAUUUGAGUGGUUUAGAGACUGCAGUGGAGCAACAGUUUGGGUUAGAAAUAAACGGAAAUAUUGUUAUCAAAUCAAUCGUUUCGGACGAUUUGAGUGAUACGAGCGAUAAAAAGAAGAAAUAUCUGAAGAAUCAACUUUGUUCCAAUAUGAGUGAAUACUAUAGCCCUCCGAUGUCCACACUUUAUGCGAAUUUAGGCAAAAAAAUAAUGCUUCGGUAUUUGGUUAAGACUCACAUCAGGGAUGGAACCGCUCAGGACUUCCAGGAACUCUAUAAUAAAUAUAUUGAUUACUAUAAAAAUGCAGAAUUGACCACAAAAUACAAUCCGAGACAGUUUUGGCACAAAUUGAUGGCAGAGAACCAACAUUACUAUAACGAUAACUCUCGUGAUAAGGUGUGGCCCUUUCACGUGCAGGUAGGGGUCGGACAGUUCCUCUACGACCUCAUCGUUCAAGAAAUCAAAAUUGACACAAAUAUUAUGCGAUUAAACAAUACUUGCAAACGAAAAGUGCCCGCAUUUGGCAUCACAUAUAAAUCUAUAGGCAAUCUUAAGUAUCAGAAAGAAUUCAGAGCGCAUCCUAUUGUGACGAAACUGUUCCGAAAGACAUGUUUAGAUAGUUUAGUGUUUGAUAUCAAUAUGUUGCCAAUGCUUUGUCCGCCCACACCAUGGAUUUCACCAAAAUUUGGCGGAUAUUUGUUGUCUAAAACCGAUUUCGUCCGAAUGCCCGACAGUUACCAGAAAUGGAUUUAUAAUAAUUACGACAAACAGAAACUAUACCCCACUUUUGAUUCAUUGAAUUACCUCUCGAUGUGUCCCUGGAUUCUCAAUUCCAAAGUGUUGGAAGUGGCCGUCCAUUUGUUUCGAAAUAAAGGAGACCUCAGUUUGAGUAUUCCUAAACCCAUAUCAGAGUACCCACCGCUGCCUAAAGUGGAACAAGGCCGCGUAUAUCCAGUUCCGCCUCAUUUUAACCAUUUGGGCAGUGAUUUGACGCGUUCCCUAAUGCUGUUCGCAAAGGGACAGCCACUGGGCGAGUAUGGACUCGAUUGGCUCAAAAUCCAUUUAAUAAAUCUGACGGGACUUAAGAAGCGGUCAUCCGUUUUGGAGAGACUGGCGUUUGCUAAUGAAAUACUGCCACUUAUUAUAGACUCGGCUGACAACCCAUUGGAGGGCUGCAAGUGGUGGACUCGAAGUGAUGAGCCCUGGCAGACACUGGCCUGUUGUAUGGAAAUAGUAAACGCUAUGCGAAGUCCAGAUCAUAAGCAAUACAGGAGUCACUUCCCCGUACAUCAAGACGGCUCCUGCAAUGGUCUGCAACACUACGCAGCCCUCGGACGCGAUCAGUCCGGAGCCGAAUCAGUGAACUUACAUCCGUCUGACAGACCACAGGAUGUCUACAGCGAUGUCGCGGCUCUCGUCGAGAAGCAAAGAGUGAAAGACGCGACUGAAGGCCAUGAAAUCGCUUUACUUCUGGACGGAUAUGUGGGCCGAAAGAUAGUUAAACAAACGGUUAUGACAUAUGUUUAUGGCGUGACUCGAUUUGGGGCUAAACUCCAGAUAUUUAAGCGCUUGAAAGAGACCGAAACCUUCCCUAAAGAGCGAGCAUUUUCUGCCGCAAUAUAUUUGACACAAAAAACGUUUCUUUCGAUUCAAGAGAUGUUUACCGAAACGCGUUGUAUUCAGGAUUGGCUCACAGACUGCGCCCGACAUAUAUCGCGAGUUUAUGAGAAACCAGUUGAAUGGGUGACCCCUUUGGACUUUCCUGUUGUCCAACCCUAUCAUAAGACCAAAACGAAAAUUGGCGAAACAUUUCUUGGAAUUAGAAAUGAAACCACUUUAAAGUAUUUGAGUCGUUCGGACGCUUUUCAGAAACCAAAUUCAUUGAAACAAAAGAACGCCUUUCCUCCCAAUUUCAUUCAUUCGCUGGACUCGUCUCAUAUGAUGCUAACAGCCCUUCAGUGUCAACGGGAAGGCAUUACGUUUGCUUCGGUUCACGACUGCUUCUGGACUCAUCCCAAUUGCGUGGAAACAAUGAAUCGCUUUUGUAGACAACAGUUUGUUUCACUUCACAGUCAAUCCAUUCUGGACAAUCUGUCCCAACAUUUCAUUCAAAUCUACGGACAAAUGCCUUCCAAUGCGACCAAAAAUGAUGUCAAUAAGUCAAUGAGUGAUUGUUUGACACAAAUCAAUGUCAACGCCACUCAACCACUGAAGACAUCACUGAUUAGCACAUCUAUGGAGACACAGCAGUCUCCACAACAGGUCUCAUCCCUCGUCACUACCGGUGAUCACAACUCGACGGCCGAGUCUUCGGCCAACUCUGCAGUGAAUGUCUCGUUGAGUGCAACCAUUAUCUCAUCCAAUGCUUCAGAAACCCAUAACUCUAUGACUUCGACACCCAAUCUAACGAUGAGUUCGUCGCCGAUGCCCUCUUCGGUCACAGUCUCCACUCAGGGAUCCAUUCAAGCGGUCAGUACUCAGAGUCAGCAGCAGAUGGUGUCUUCAUCUCAGCCCCAAUUGGUUGCUUCCACUCAAUCGGCGCACAUGAGUGCCACCAACGCUCUCAUGGCUCAGUCGUUGGGCGCAACCAUCACUUCGGUGGCCAACCAGACCGUGCAAAUGGCGGCACAACAGCCCCAACACCACAACCAAAUGCAACCAUUGCUUCAGACGUCGGUCCAGCAGUCGGCCGCCAAUCAGAUGAGUGUUGCCAUGUCUUCGUUACCUCAGAUGCAGGUGAUUCAGCAGCCCAUUGGCGCGCCUGCGGGCACCUAUCAGUUCCAACAGGUGUAUCCCCAACAGAUGCUACUGCCCGGCAAUCUCACCAUUCAGAACAUGAGUGCCUUCGGCGCCACCAAUCAGGGCCUCUCCCUUCAGAUCCCAUUCACGGGAUCGGGAUCUCUGAACACGCAUACGAUGCCCAUCACCUCCAUUGCGGCCAAACCCCCCAUUAUGUCGAAAGGGGUGGCCAUCUCACCACUGCCUCAGACCCAUCAGAUGAUACAACAACUCAAGCCUAAUAUGGGUCCGCCGGGCACUCAACAGAUACUGAAACAGGUUCUGCCGGCCCAACAGUUUAUACCCCAUUCGUCGGCCAAUCAGACGGUAGUCAUCAGCCAACUGUUGCCCCAACAAAAUCAACACCAAAUCCAACAGUCGAUUCUACCCGCAAAUGCCAACAAAACCAUUAUAGAGGGCCCCAAAGGAAAGCCAUUUGGAAUGGGUUUUGUCCGACCCUUUAGUAAUAAGAUGCUGUCCCAUAGCGGUGCCAUUCAACCCAAGUCGCCAAUACUUCCAGCGACGGCCACAUCUAUAUCGUCGACACUUAUGGCUAAUCCUCAGUUCAAGAGUCCAUUUUCUGCCAACCCUAAUACGGCUCAAUUGAUUACAACACAAACGCCUUCGGGUUUACUAACAAACCCACAGAUAUUGGGUUCUUUCCAAACUCUGCCGCCGGGACUCACGUGGGCUACGAGUCCUCAGUCAACCCAUUUGGUGGCCCCCAACGGGUCCCCCAUUUUCAUCAGAGGCCCCACUCAGGGCACCGAACAUAUGUUUAUAUCCACUUCCAAUAUGUCCAGUCCUCACAUACAGACCGUCUCAAUGGCACCGCCUAUGAUGCACAACACGACCGCUCACAUGCCGGUCAACACCGCACACAUGGCGGCGCCCACACAAAUGACACCAACUCUUCAGCAAAUUACUACGACCACUAUCAUGAACACAACGCCCACCACAUCAGUGGUCACCACCAGCCAGCCCCCAGCCAUAGCACCCGCUCCCACACCUCCCAGCGCUACUAAAAUGCGAAAUAUAAGGCAGGCCAGCAUUGCCACACAGACUGCCGCUCCAGUCGUUGCUCAGAAACAACAUCCCGAGAGUUCGACUCCACUGAAGCCAAUAGCGGCAAAACCCAAGUCCAGUCCCCAAUCAGUGCCGCAAAAUACUAAACCCAUUGGCAAAGACUCGAACACAACGACAAUGCGGUCAACAGGUGUUGGCAGCACUCAAACCAUUAGUCAACCGACCCUUCAGUCAAACAAAAGCGAUGCCUCGAAUCAAACGACUCGCGUGUCAGUGGCCACAGAGACGUCCAAAACUAAUAGUCAGAGUCAGGUGUCGUCGAGUCGUCACACGAGUGAUCACAACAACAAACCACUGAAAAGCAAUUCCAGUACUAAUACGAGCUCUGAGUCGAGCCAAACGAAAGUCAACUCAAUUGCCAAUGAAGUGAAGACUCCGACGAAGAGGGCUGUGGUCGAGAAGAAGGACGCGUCGACUGGAGGCGACUCGGAUGUGAUGAACAAUUUGUACGCUCAACACAAUCACAAAUCCGUUCAGAACUCCAUUCAGACGACAAAUAAUGUCUCCAAUAAUGUAAGUCAACACAACUGUCCACAAGUUUUGUCUGAUCUGAACCGUCAGGACAUCUCCAAACAGCCGCCACAGAAGGCUAUAAAGCCACAGAUCCUGACGCAUGUUAUCGAUGGCUAUAUCAUCCAAGAGAGUCCUAACCCUUUCCCAGUCAAUGGCCUCUCCUAUAGUGGUGACCAAAAGUGCUUAACCGACGAGAAGAAUAACACAAUUAUUCCGAUAGAAAGCAUUAAAGCGAAGACCAAGAAUGAGAACUCAUUGACCGCCAGUUCAUUGCCUUCGAUGUCAUCGCGCAAAUCGACGGCUGACCGCCAUUUAUGUCUAUUUUGCGGACAAAAACGAAAGUCUAAUUCAAAAAAUAAUCGCAAUUUUAAACGAUUUUGUAGUCAAUCGUGUUCUGAGAAAUUCAAUUCAAAUAAUGAAAGGAACUCUUCGUCCAGUCCUCGCCUCGCGUUAUAUAAUUCAGUGACCGCUCAUCUCGAAGGCACAGACCCACAGAUAAGUCAUGAAUCAGGCGUCGAGUUGUCCGCAAACGAUACGAAUGAUAAGCAAACUGUCGACGAAAGGAAAAAGAAAUCGUUGAAGAGAUCUCAUGACAGCACCAAUGAUUUGAACUCGACCAGAAAUGGAGAUUUGAAUGACUCGAUGGAUCGAAAUCAUCGCAAGUCAACGCUCAACACGUCUUUAGACACACCAUCCGUUAAUGUGAUACCCAAUGUGGCAGUUGUGACACCCGAUGACUCCAACUCCAGUGCCACCAGUGCUACGGCCGGUCUCUAUAUUCCUCCCGGCGGUCGAAACCCUCUUCAAUGGAGUGUCAACGAUGUCUAUGAAUUCGUGCGUAAUCUUCAGGGAUGUACGGAAUAUGCAGACGACUUCAGGUCCCAAGAAAUUGACGGACAGGCGCUUAUGCUCAUCAAAGAGGACCAUCUGAUGAACACAAUGAGCAUGAAAUUGGGUCCGGCGCUCAAAAUCUGCAGCAAAAUCAAUGCAUUGCGAGACGACGUUCAGAAACAAAGUUAAAGUCAACUUUGAAUGUAUGGCUUAUUCAGUGACUAUUGUUUUGAUUUUUAAUAUAACAUAAGACUCUUGUGACAAGAGUUAAUGGCUGAUGAUAUUCUGUGCGAAUUUGUAUUAUUUAUUUAUAAUCACUUUAUAUGAAAACCAAACUUAAUUAUAAUGAAGAGAAGGGCUUCCUUUCCCUAAACAAUCACUACUCACUUCAUGAUUACCACAUAUUUUGCAAUCAUUUCAAAAAUUCUCAUUCAAAUAACAUAA